AUGAUUGGAAAGAUAUCGAUUAUUCUGCUAGCUUUAUUCGCUUGUCAAGGCAAUUGCUUGACAGAAAUACAGUUAGAAGAUCGCCACCUAUAUUACAUAAUACAUACUCAUUUUUCAACUGCUAUAUCUAUCCCAAAGAAUUUUUGGGACACCCUUAGUACAUGUCAUGUAAUUUUUCCUAAUGGGGUGAUGUUUGAAGCAUACCCUCAAUAUCAGAUUACUAACCAAAAUGUCUUCUUCCUUGAAGCAGUUCAGCCUUUUACUAGCUGUGGUAUUGGCUUUAGAAACAUCGAUACAUCAUUUAGUGGAACAUAUGAAUUAUUGUCAACUGUAUUACACUCUGCAGACAACAGCGUAUCUUUAACAAGACAGAGAUUCCACUUAACUGUGACGGAAUCAGAUUUUACUAUGAAAGAAGAA
This is a messenger RNA of Brenthis ino (lesser marbled fritillary), 420 nucleotides long. The record is from the annotation of a GenBank genome assembly. Lineage: Eukaryota; Metazoa; Arthropoda; Insecta; Lepidoptera; Nymphalidae.